Messenger RNA from Lolium perenne, 1466 nucleotides. RefSeq names its product cysteine-rich receptor-like protein kinase 29. Gene Ontology annotation, biological process: protein phosphorylation. NCBI's taxonomy places the organism in Eukaryota, Viridiplantae, Streptophyta, Magnoliopsida, Poales, Poaceae. Gene Ontology annotation, molecular function: protein kinase activity; ATP binding. The record is from RefSeq and is a predicted model, not a curated record.
CAGAAAGACCUGAGGGGAUCUGAGGUCAACUUACUGCUGCUUCCACGAUCCUUCCACAUUCGAUAGAUCCACAUCUCGGUUGGUUGUUUUAUAUGCACCUUCAGCUAGCAAGGAAAACAUUCAUUUCACAAGCCUCGGCCCCAUUUCGUUCUCCUCUUCUCAGCUUACCAGCUUCUAGGCUAUCUCAAGUGUUCGAUCUUCUCAAGAAAUGGCCACUAGGGAGACCGUUCUAAAACAAUUACCACAGGACCUACCGUUAGACUUCUUGAGGACUAUCACAGAUCAGUUCUCAGCGGAACGUAUUAUCGGUACAGGUGGAUUUGGCACAGUUUAUAAGGGAAUUAUGCCAGAUGAGGAACCGAUUGCUGUGAAGAAACUUGCGGAAAAUGCGCCGCUCGCACGCGACAAAGCAUUUACCAACGAGGUUCAGAACAUGAUGGCUCUCCGCAAUGAAAAUAUAGUCAGGUUGGUUGGGUACUGCCAUGAAGGACAAAAGAAAGUGGUACAGAACAAUGGGAGAUAUAUUGUUGCAGAUGUUUUUGAAAGUUUGCUCUGCUACGAAUAUUUACCUGAGGGAAGCCUUCAGAAGAACCUUUUUGACGGACGCACUAACAUGGAGUGGUGCACGCGCUUCAAAAUAAUUAAGGGGAUCUGUAAUGGUUUACUCUUCCUUCAUAGGAUUCCUAUUAUCCAUAUGGAUCUGAAGCCUGAGAAUAUAUUGUUGGACCAUAAUAUGACGCCAAAAAUUGCAGACUUCGGUCUUUCUAGGCUCUUUGGCCAAGAGCAAACACGGGCAAAUACACAGAAUGUUGUUGGAUCAUACGGAUACAUAGCUCCAGAAUACCUAUAUAGAGGUGAAAUCUCCACCCAGUCCGAUAUAUAUAGUUUAGGCCUACUAAUCAUCGAGACCACAACCGGCGAGAAGAAUCAACCCAAACAAAAUGAACCGUCAGCGAGGGACUUCAUUGAAAAAGUACGUCAAACUUGGACAUACGACUACAUAGCAUCAAUGUUCCCAAAGUUUAAUGCAAAUGAUCUCCAUGAAGUCAGAGUAUGCAUUGAAAUUGGUCUAGAGUGUGUGCAGAUUGAUCGAAAGAAGAGACCUUCUGUUGAAAAUAUUGUUGAGAGGCUCAACGGACGUUGUGCAAAUAGAAUGUGAAAGCAGAUCUCCACCAGUUCCAGGCGAACAUGAAACUGGGGGACUUCUUUUCAGGGCAGAUGUGCACCACCGAAUGAACAUGCUAUAUUAAUGCUAGAAUGAAUUUACUUCGAAAAUUAUGUGCUUUGAUGUCACGCCAUUGUGGAACUACUUAAAUUCCAUUUCUUAUUGUAACUGCUACUCCCCGUAUCUUUGCUCUGUUGUCGGAUAUUUUGGACUCCAAAUACAGUGUUGUUCCUCCAGGAGUCAAUCCUCUCCAACCAGGAUUCGUUUUAUGAAGUUGGUGGUACUAAUGAUUUCUCACAAA